GAGGUGGAAAAAUAAACGAUUGGAUUAAGUCCUAGCUAGGUCUCACUCACGCUUUCUUUAAAAAGGGGGAGGGGGCUAGCUGGGUGUAGUCUGUGUGUGCCCACAUAGCCGUUCUGACAGUUUUGAGGUCUGCUCAGAUUUUAUCCUUGCGCCUUAGCCACCUUGCGAUCUACCCGGCCUUGUAUGUUCAUUAUUAAGGGGACAACGUAUUUGUGGUCUGCGUGAAAGAGACAUAAUUUAUAAUUUAGCUAAUAGGACUACGGUACAACAAGGAUGGGAGUAGAAGGCUGCACUAAAGUGAUCAAAUAUGUGCUUUUUUUCUUCAAUUUCUUUUUCUGGCUGGCAGGAGGGGUCAUCCUUGGGGUGGCUCUAUGGCUGAGACAGGACAGUCAGACCAGCGGCCUUCUCUCACUUAGGCUUGAUGGCAACCAAGCUCCCAGCACCUUCUACAUCAGUGUGUACAUCCUGAUCGCCGUGGGAGCCGUCAUGAUGUUUGUGGGCUUCCUGGGCUGCUACGGAGCCAUUCAGGAGUCUCAGUGUCUCCUUGGAACGUUCUUCGUGUGUUUGGUGAUCCUGUUUGCCUGCGAGGUGGCUGCUGGAAUCUGGGGGUACAUGAACAGGGGCACGAUCUCCGAUGAGAUGAUUCACUUCUAUGAUGAGGCUUACGACAAGGCACUUCUGGGCGACCAGGCAGCCGCCACAGUGCUGAAGGCCUUCCAUGAGUCACUGGACUGCUGCGGAAAGGAUGGUGUCACUGGCUUCUUCACUAAACUUCUUCAGGAUGUUUGUCCCAAGAGUCCCCUGAGCCUCACUGAGGCAAACUGUCACACAAAACUGGAGAAGAUCUUUUCUGAAAAGUUGUACCUGAUUGGCAUCGUUGCCCUGGUGGUUGCGGUCAUCAUGAUCUUCGAGAUGAUCUUCAGCAUGGUGCUCUGCUGUGGAAUCCGCAACAGCCCAGUAUACUGAGGCCGGGGGCCACGGGGCCACGGAUCAUGCAGGAACAUUGAAAAACAUAUUUUUCAGUUUCGUUUUAUAUGGUGCACCACUUUCUUAUGUAGUCGCUUAUAAGCAGUUAUUUCAGUGUUACUAAAUACAUUUCUUCUAUAACAAAUAAAUUUAAAUUUGAGGUACUGCGUUAUUGUCACAGUCGGAUCAUCUGUAUAUUGCGCCAGUUGUCUUGAAUAAUGGGCUAAUCGAUAUGCAUGAAUGACCUGGGACACACAUUUACACAUACAUAAAAUAUUUAAUGUACAUGUAAAACCUUUCAUUAAUUUUGUAUUUUUCCUGUAUUAACUUGUUAGGUACUGUGCUGAAGUUGAAGAUAUAUAUUCUCUGUUUUAUUGUUCUUUUUAUAUGUAGAUAUAUAGACUGUAUAUAUUGACAGUAUCCCUUUUAUCCCUGGCUAGCAUGGAUGCAUUAACCUCCCUUGGUUCUUUGCUUGUUAGUUUGUUCUCGGUAACAGCCACUAAGAAAUACCCGGAAGAGCAGAAAUGUAGUUUUCAUCCGGGAAGACCAGGGCCAUGCAGGUGAGGGGAGCAGAGAUGUGGGCUUAAGUAUUCUCCAUUUUUCCCCCUUUCUCUUGUUCUUGGUGUCCCUGAAACAAUCUACUGCCAAUGAGAGCAACAGGCUGGGCCAUGCACUCACACACUGUUCAGCCUCCCGGUGAGCUGACUCCAGCUCUCUUCAGCUGACACGGGAGACCGUUUCAGCCAGGGUCCAUGCCUGAAUGUCAGACAGCAGUGGGUCCGGGCGGCUAGGCAUUGUGCAGAGGUUUAUGUCGUCAUGGUCUCAGAUAAAGCCUGCCUGUAUGGCCCCAACAGGAGCUCUCUUUGCGUGCGCGGUCAUAUCCAGAUAAGAUACCUACGGUCCUGCUCACAAGGAGGACACACGUUUGCAGAGAUCUGCCUAGCUAAGCUAAUCAUCUACUUUUUACAAAUAUUUUUUCAUGCAGGUGUCUUGCACUUGCAAGCUAUAUAAUCACUGGAACUACCAAUGCAUUUGAUCAGGCUAGAAAAAAUAUGCAAAUGUUUCCACUACUAGCCAGGUUGCUUGGAUGGUUGUCAAAUUUAGUUUAUAUCUAGCUCUGUAGGUACUUUAUAGCUAUAUAUAUAUAUAUGUGUGUGUAAAUGAUAUGAUAUCAGCAUGCACUAGUUUUCCUUCUUCUAGGAUUGUCUAGCUACCUGGCUGUAAUGACAGCAGCCAGCAUGUUAAUUGUCUAAUCAUCUAAAAUGUCUCCGGAUCAGUGGCAGAUAGCAAGGCCGCUUGCAUGACUAAGAGCAGGCAGCUGAGCAUGUGCUCCCCAGCAUGAACUGGACAGGGAUGUACACCCUGUUACUUUCUAUACACCCUGUUACUUUUAUACUUGUUUUUUAACAUGUGUGUGGUUCAAGGACAAAACUGCCAAUGCAGAAACCACCUUGCCCACCCAUAGUAUACAAACAAUACUCAUCCUUUCAUUCUACUGCCUAUUUUUGCUGGAAAGUUGUAUUAUUGGAAAGUAAACCCACACACUUCAGAUGCUACUGUAGAUUGUAAGCCCUUGUCAUUGAAACGUCCAGAACAGCGUAGUCGUGGUAACCACAUCUCCAGAACAGCGUAGACGUGGUAACCACAUCUCCAGAACAGCGUAGUCGUGGUAACCACGUCUCCAGAACAGCGUAGUCGUGGUAACCACAUCUCCAGAACAGCGUAGUCGUGGUAACCACAUCUCCAGAACAGCGUAGACGUGGUAACCACAUCUCCAGAACAGCGUAGUCGUGGUAACCACGUCUCCAGAACAGCGUAGUCGUGGUAACCACAUCUCCAGAACAGCGUAGACGUGGUAACCACAUCUCCAGAACAGCAUAGACGUGGUAACCACAUCUCCAGAACAGCGUAGUCGUGGUAACCCCAUCUCCAGAACAGCGUAGUCGUGGUAACCACAUCUCCAGAACAACAUAGACGUGGUAACCACAUCUCCAGAACAGCGUAGUCGUGGUAACCACAUCUCCAGGACAGCGUAGACAUGGUAACCACAUCUCCAGAACAGCGUAGUCGUGGUAACCCCAUUUCCAGAACAGCGUAGUUGUGGUAACCACAUCUCCAGAACAGCGUAGACGUGGUAACCACAUCUCCAGAACAGCGUAGUCGUGGUAACCACAUCUCUAGAACAGCGUAGACGUGGUAACCACAUCUCCAGAACAGCAUAGUCGUGGUAACCACAUCUCCAGAACAGCAUAGACAUGGUAACCACAUCUCCAGAACAGCGUAGUCGUGGUAACCCCAUUUCCAGAACAGCGUAGACGUGGUAACCACAUCUCCAGAACAGCGUAGUCGUGGUAACCACAUCUCCAGAACAGCGUAGACGUGGUAACCACGCCUUGUUGAAGGAUGAGGAAAAGGUGAGGGUUUGAGGAAUACCUUUAAGCAUGCAAACAACUAUCCUGGCUUUGGCUGACAGUGGAAAAGCAGUCCCUGUGGAGUAAAGUUUGGGAAACCUGUCUUAUGUUCUUAAGAACGUAGGCUUUCAUUCCAGGUGGAACUUGCUAUUAAAAACGUAUUUUAGUAAAAAUGUAUUACAAACGCAGGUCUUGAUAACUCGGAAAUGAAAUGAUAAUUUAUUUCUGAUCAUAUUUCUCAAGAUCAGAAAUGUGUAAAAAAAAAGAAAAAGCCAUUCUUGCCCAACCUAAUGCCAGGCAUCAUUGAGGAUUAUGACAAAAUAUCCUGUUUGCAGUUUGGCCAGGACAGUGCCAGGACAGUGCUAGGACAGUGCCAAGACAGUACCAGGACAGAUUUAUUUGGUCAGGAUAGGAGUUCAUUUCUGCUCAUCGAUUUUUUAUCAACCCAAGCCAUAGAGGGGUCAGUCCUGGGCCCCCGAGCCUUACAUGCUGAAUGUGUCUUAUCCUUUCCCGUACUAGCUUUAAACAAAACUGUAACGCUUUUAUUUUAUGAGGACUAUUGGGUCCCGUGGCAUGUUUGUAAGUGUUGUUGUGCCAAGUGUAGUGUGCCAUGACAGGUUGAUUGCAAAGUAAAAAACAAAAGUCAAAGCUAAAAUUCACAGAAUGAGAAUAGGAUGUUGGUUCAUGAAUGAGUUUCAUUUUUGACACCUUAGGGAUAUCUCGCUUUCAGUUUUUUUCCUACAGUACACUACAGUAUAUUUCAGAUUUAGUGUAUAUUUGUAAUUGCGCCUGACAUUGUUUGAGUGGAAUGAAGGAUAUCUUCCCGUAUUUUGAAAGUGUGAUGAAGCUUUGCUGUUGCAGGUUUAAAACAUUUGGGGGUUAAUUCCAAAGCAGCCUUUCCAAAUUAGAUUGCUGUUAUGAAGUGUUUGUGCCUGUUUAAGUCAUGAAAACUUGCUGUAGCCUGCAUGCAGCCCUGCGCCAAGCAUCUCACCACACAGCUCUCAUACGACGGACCCACAUAUAGGACAGAGCGUCUCUGAGGUCGGAUUCAAUGGGGAUUUCCUCUAUGUUCAGACCUGUGCCUUGCCCCAGAGAGAAGCUUAACUUUACGACAGAGCUGUUAGGGCCAAUGGGAUCAGAGACGGGUUGGAACGAGCGAACGUCAUCUACCAGCAGAGGGCGCUGUUGCAUUCUUCAGCGGCCCUGAAUGUGGGACACAAGCUUGUCAUCCGUGAUCACUGUCUGCUUAAUGACUCAAUAACGUGCCGCCCCCGCGCCACUAACACCGAGAUAGUGUGUCUAUCUGCCUGCUUACUCACCCAGACGCAGCCAUGUCCCCGCAUUUAUACGUUUGUAAACCUACUUUUUACAUGGCUUUUAUGGCCAAGUAGAAUAUCGUCUUUAACACAUAGUGCUUAUGCUUAUAUUUGGAAAAGUGUCUUGUAACAUGUACAGCUACAUAUAAACAUACUAAUUGCUAUGAAAAAGAAAGAAAUGUAAGCCUUUCUGCAGUUUUGUUCCUGGUACUUUGUUGAAAGAAAUAGGGGCAGACAUUUAAAAGGAAAUAUAAUGGGACUGAAGAACACUUGGAUCAAACGUAUGUCAGGAGCUGGUCCUAUGCCAGAGAAGUGUCCAAGUUUUAACCCGUGAUUUAGUCAUUUAAAGCCUGUGGCUUUUGAAGAUUAAUAAUCAAUUUGUGAGGAAGUCCAUAAGGUGAACAGCGCACUGCGUAGUCCGCACGGCGUAGUCCGCACGGCGUAGUCCGCACGGCGUAGUCCGCACUGCAUAGUCCGCACGGCGUAGUCCGCACUGCGUAGUCCGCACUGCGAGCUGCAGAAUGUACUCGAUCCAGAAGAGAUGCUCCCUGAAGAGUGAGCUCCCCGCUGCCUGAUCCUCAGUGAGAAUCACAGGCCCAUUAUCUUUAAAUGUUUGCUCCUUUUCAAUUUGACUUUGUUUUUUGGCCGAUAUUUAGGAUUAAAUGUAUUUUACAAAUAA
This is a messenger RNA of Conger conger (European conger), 5372 nucleotides long. RefSeq names its product CD81 antigen-like. The record is from RefSeq and is a predicted model, not a curated record. NCBI's taxonomy places the organism in Eukaryota, Metazoa, Chordata, Actinopteri, Anguilliformes, Congridae. Gene Ontology annotation, cellular component: membrane. The transcript is spliced from 8 exons. The coding region runs from base 274 to 966 and encodes 230 amino acids.